AUGCCCAAAAACAAGUCCAAGACCCGCGACCCCAGCAACAGCUUCAGCGCUUCGUUCGACGGCGCCCAGGAUGGUGUGAGUCCCGUGGCUGUGCCUCUGACGGAGAAUGAGGCCCACGUGUGCGCGUCUCCAGGCAACAUGCACUCCCCGACGCCCACGACCGCUGGUGUCAAUGGUGUCGGUGUCGAACGCUCGCAUUGCCUCGUUAUCUACACAGGCGGCACUUUCGGCAUGGUUCCAGAUGAGAACGGCGUGUUGCACCCCAGCAGUGGCUUCUUGGAGAAGAAAAUCAACGAAAUGGACGAGUUCAAGUUCGAAAACAUGCCUCAUGUGACUGUGAGCGAGUGGGCAAACCCCAUCGACUCUUCCGACAUGACGCCUGAUGAUUGGGGCACAAUUGCCAAGGAGAUCGAAGCUAAAUACUGGGACUACGACGGCUUCGUGGUGCUACAGGGCACUGAUACUAUGGCUUACACGGCCUCGGCUCUGAGUUUCAUGCUCGAAUAUCUGGGCAAACCCGUGGUCAUCUCGGGCGCCAUGAUCCCGCUCCACUUCCCUCACAGCGACGCACGUCGCAACUUGAUCAUGUCGGUCAUGUGCGCAGCGUCGCUGGCUAUCCCCGAGGUGUGCAUCUACUCGAACAACAAGCUGCUGAGAGGCAACAGGACCACCAAAGUGGCCAACAUGUCCGUGGACGCCUUCCACUCGCCCAACUUCCCGUCACUCGCGGUGACGGGCGUAGAGGCCAUCGUGGACCAGCCGCUCAUUCUGCCCUACCCACGUUCUCGUUUCCGUGUGUUCACAGCCUUGUCGACCAAUAUUUGUGUGUUCCAUUUGGUGCCUGGCUUUGAUGCCGAGUGUAUUGAGGCCUAUAUUGAGCGUCACAGUGCUACCACAGACAAGGAUAAGCGGAAGGCACUGGUGUUUGCACUAUACGGCACUGGCAACGCCCCGUUGCGUAAGGAUGGUUUCUUGCGAUUGGUGAAGAUGGCUAUUGACGCCGAUAUCCCUGUGACUAUCACGUCACAGUGCGUGCAGGGCCGUACACAGCUGGAUACGUACGCUACGGGUGUGAAUUUGUUGAACAUGGGCGUGAUUACGUCCCUGGACAUGACAAUCGAAGCUUGUGUUGCCAAACUGGGCUACCUAAUGGGCAAGGGCUUCACGGGCAAACAGCUCAAGACCAAGAUGGAGACCGACCUGCGCGGCGAACUGUCCAUCGUGGACGCAGUCGCAAACGGCGAAGAGAUGAGUCGCACGCGCCAGUACCGCAAGACUGUCGUCCGCAGCUUCGCCUCGCACUAG
Molecule: messenger RNA, 1305 nt
Organism: Phytophthora infestans T30-4
Lineage: Eukaryota; Oomycota; Peronosporomycetes; Peronosporales; Peronosporaceae
Product: asparaginase, putative
Exons: 1
Coding region: 1-1305 (434 amino acids)
Molecular function (GO): asparaginase activity
Source: RefSeq, a predicted model, not a curated record